Messenger RNA from Mercenaria mercenaria, 1852 nucleotides. RefSeq names its product zinc finger protein 862-like. The transcript is spliced from 2 exons. The coding region runs from base 16 to 1731 and encodes 571 amino acids. The record is from RefSeq and is a predicted model, not a curated record. NCBI's taxonomy places the organism in Eukaryota, Metazoa, Mollusca, Bivalvia, Venerida, Veneridae.
ACAUUAUUUUUUAUCAUGGCUUCCGAAGCAAAACAGAGAAAAAUUGAUAACUUUUUUGUGGUUAAAACACCUGUACCGACAAAGAGCUUGGUGCAACCAAUAAUCGAAGACAUUAUUUCUGCCGUUUUAAAAAAUAAAAAGUCGCAUGUGGCUGUCACAGAAUCUACCAUUGAAAGUUGGAAAAAAUCGUAUCCUUGGAUAAAACUUACUGAAAAGGACAAUGACGUGCGGCUAAAAUGUUGUAUUUGUGAGAAAUUCAGUGCUGGAAAUGUAUGGGCCAAUGAUGGAGGUGUUAAUAUCCAGAAAUCAGCGAUUGACAGGCACUGUGCUAGUGAAGAAUACAUCGAGGCAUGGCAGAAGGACAUUAAAAGUUCAACUUGUUGUAGUUCACACAGUGAGGGAGAUGAUGACCUAAAAGACCUGGACCAGCCAGAUAUUUCACUCUUCAGGACAGUAUACUCGUUAAUGAAAAACGAAAUUCCAAUUAACCAGUUAGAUGCCAUGCUGGAGUUACAGAGGCUUAAUGGUGUUGAAAUGCCAUACAAAAACUUAAGCUGGACCACAGUGACAGAAAUUCAGGACAUUAUAGCUGAUAAUUAUAAGAAAGACCUGAUUACUGAAAUCAAUACUUCAAACUUCUAUGCAUUACUUCUUGAUGAAAGUACUGAUAUUACUGUGAGCAAAAGGUUGUCAAUAUGUGUUCGCUAUGUCAGAAAUGGCCAAGCAGUAACUUCCUUUUUGGCUAGUACUGAAAUCCCUGAUGGUUGUGCAUAUACUAUUGUUGAAUCAGUGCAUAAAGUCAUUACAUCUUUAGGGUUGGAUUUGACAAAGUGUGUAUCACUUGCUACUGAUGGAGCCAGUGUAAUGACUGGAAAAAAAACUGGUGUAGGUGUGCAGCUAAAGUCAAAAUUUUGUCCGUUUUUGACGCAAACACACUGCAUUGCACAUAGGUUCAAUUUAGCUAUAACUGAUGCUAUAAAGAACAAUGACACUAUGAAAAAAUUAAGAGAAAUGUUUCAAAGCUUAUAUAACUUUAUGUCCUCAUCAACUAAAUGGAUUAAUACACUUAAAGCCAUGCAAGAUUUGCUGAAUGAACCAGAAAUAAGUAUUAAAGAACCUCAUUCUAUCCGUUGGUUAGGGCUUAAACGUUCAGUUGAAGUUGUGUACGACUGUUUUGGAUCAUUACUAGCUGCGCUUUCUAAUUUGGCAACUGAAAAUUCUACUGCCAAAGGGUUGUUUAAAUACUUCUCUACCUAUAAAACUGCUUUGCUGAUUGGACUAAUGCUUGAUAUACAUACAGAAUUAGGGAUACUGUCAUGUAAUAUGCAGCAACAGAGCCUUGUUUUCUCUGAUGUUUUUCCCUUAAUUGAAGGUACUGUUGGCAAACUAGAAUACAUGAAAUCUCAUGAAGGCAAUGGUUUGUAUGAAAUGAGAAAGACCAUUGAUAUUUCUGAUGACUCUGGGCCCUCCUAUAAUGGGGAACCUUUGAAGAAUUACAAAAAGGAAAAAUCAGACAGUGAAUUUGAAACUGUAAAAUUAGCAUACAUUGAUAGUUUGACAAACAAUAUUAAGAAGCGAAUAAGAAAAGAUGAUUCUGUGGUUUUAAGCAGUCUAGGGCUUCUCCUUGAGCCAUUAUCAUUCACCAUAUCAGACCAAAAUGCUCUCCAGUGUAUCACCAAGCUGUAUUAUGAGCCAAAAGUCACCAAAACAAGAGCCGUCUCCAUAGGAUGACACAUGCCCCCGAUGGCACUUUGAAUGAAUAGUUAUGGCCGAUGUUAGAGUUUAGGACCUUUGACCUACGGAGCUGGGUCUUGCGCGCGACACGUCGUCUUACUGUGUCACACAUUCAUGC